AAAAAAUUCCGCAUCCCACAUGUAAACAGAAAACAAAUUUCAUAUUUUUCUUUUAAACAUUUUUUUUAAAUUAAAAAAAAGUGAAUUAUAUUUAUUUAUCAUGGAAAAAUUAAACGAAAACUCCGAAAAACAAUUAAAAGACUGGUGUCAACAAUUAAAAACUGGUAACACUCAAAAUUUAAUCGACACGCUGCAGGACAUAUCCAAUUCCUAUCGACCUGGAAAUGAAGAUCAAUUAAAUCAAAUUCAAUGUCAUCUACGUGAUUUGAUCACUCGCUCAAUAUCUGGACGCUGUGCCAGUCAAGUUAUCCUCAAUUCAAGCUUACGCACUUAUUUUCACAUUCUCCAUCGAUCUCACUCGGUUGACACUUAUUUCCAAAAUCUCGAUGUCAAUCAUAAACAAGCUCCAUUUAUUCUUUAUGCAAUGUUAAGUACUGAUUAUCAUAAAUGUCUUAAACAAGAUUAUUUACAAGACAAAUGUCUUGAAGCUCUUCAAAGAGCAAUUGAGUCUAAUUUCUCACAUUUGGUCCCAGUUUUAAGGGCUUUAAAUCUUCUCCAUAAAAAAUACACUGUCCCACAGUUGGACAUUUCCUUGGAAAAGAUUUACUCUUGCAUGCAAAGCAAUCGGCUUGGUGCUCGCGAUGAAGCUUUGAUUCUUUUUCGCUAUUCCACUUUGGGUCUUCAAGAGUCUGUGGAACUCUUUAAUUUGAUUAUAAACUAUUGGCCUUGGACAAAUAAAAAUAAAUACUAUUUACUCUCUGUCAUUUUGACUACCCACAAUCUCAAGGUCAUUUCGAAACAAUGUAGUUUCAAUGAAGAAGAUUUCUUCAAUGGUUUGCGAUUGGGUCUAAGCUAUAAAAGCACCUUUUCUGCAAGUCAAAGUCUUGUUAGAGCUCUCUCGAAACAACACAGUCAUGAACUCUUGGAACUGUCCAUUGAAAUCCUUAAAAAUGGUACAGAGAGGGAAAUUGUAAAUUUCCAUACUCAAUGGUUUACUCAUAUCAUCCAAAAAGAUGAACUCUAUCGAAUGCUCCAACUCGAGGAUUCCAAGGAGAUCUCAUUUCGAUAUAUAUUCCUUGUUUGCAUCUUUUCCAAACAGAUUAUACUUGCUUCCAAGGAACUAGAUGAAUUGGCAGUUUUCUUUCGAGAGAAUUGCUUCAUUCUAACAAUGGACACUCAAAUGUAUGUGUUCAAAUUCUUUGUUGACAAUUUGGCUAGUUUGGAAUUUCCAAGUUCGUUGGAGUUUCUAAGUGAAUUUAUUGAAAUGCAUCGAUGUACUGAAUGUCCUCAAGUGAGGCAUACAAUUUUGGGAAAGUUUCCUAUAAUAUUUAAUUUUAUAGCAAAAAUGUUUUGUACAUCGAAGGGAGAGAAUCGCCAACCAGUUAGAGAUUUCUUUCGGAAGCUCUUUAUACUGAUUUCGAAAGAUAUGCAGAAUGCUCUUUAUCAGCCUUUGAUAUUCUCUCUUAAAGCAAUGGAUAGAAUAUUACAGAUUCUCUUCUCGUCGAGUAGUAAAAAUGUCUCGAAGGCUUGUAAACUAGAACAGAAUAAGGAAUUGGGAGAGUUUCUUGUGAGUGAGAAGAUAUUCGAUGUUGGAAUAAUGAGUAGAACUGCAUUUGAGGUUCUUAAUUCACCGGAAUGUUAUGAUGAUGCUCGGGAAUUGGUGGUUAAUAUAAUCAAACAGUUGAAAGUGCAAAGUCUUCGAGAUGCUUCUCGAAGAUGUGCCGAAUGCAGUGAGAGUAUCGAGAUCGACGAAGUAGCACAAUGUUCCAUCUUUGCUAGAUUAUGCAUUCAUUGUAGUCAUUACGAUGGACAGACAACAGAAUACCCAAAAGAAUUGCUCAACUAUAGCUUUCGAAGAGUUCGUGAAAUCCUUAAAGUACUGGAAUUAGAUCCACUUAAUGUUUGUAAAAAUGAAGGACAUAUCUUUGGACAUAUGAGUGUUAUUAAUGAAGUUCUACAAGAAGAGAAUAGUUCACUUGGUGUGGAUUAUGAGGAUUUGUUGAAAAUUGUUGAAGAUGUUAUUUCAUUGCAUUUGAAAUUGUUGAAUGCUGCAGCUAAAGAAGGUAGUUCAGCGGCAAGUUUUCAAGUUAUGGAUGAGAGUUUGCAAAUGCUUAUUGACAAAUCGAUUUAUGAACGGAAGAAUGAUGAUGGGUGCAGGAAGUUUUUGAUGUUGUCAUUUUGGAUGGCUUUGAAGACAUCUUGUGAAGUUGCAACAACAAUCGGUCGCAUUCUUACAGACCAAGCUGAAGCAGAUCCGAAAAUUUUAAAAAUGGUUGAAAAAUGCUUAAAUGUAAGUGUAACAGUUCUACUUCGCUGCAGACAUAAGGGAGCCAUCGAAGCAGCUGGCGUUACUUUAGGUAAACUUGUUAAACUACUAACAUCCCACUCAGAUGAUUCCAAAUGCUAUGGAAUUGUAUACAAAUGCUUGGAUUUGUUAUUUGAAAAAGUAAAUCAAAUAAGCACAACCCGACGAGGAGCUGGACUUACAAUAAUGUUUCUACAUCUCGUAAAGAAUGAAGUGAGACGAGAACGCCCUCUAACCCAUCGAGCAGUUAAAAUGCUAAUAAAUCGAAUUGAAAACGCAGAUGAGCCUACAUCAUCUAACGAAGUUAAAAAUACAUAUCAAGAUGAAUCUGAACAGAAUUUCGACAGUGUUCAUGCUCUGGUUCUACAUUAUCUUUGUGUGGUUGUGAAGGAUACCGAACUACGUGACACAGUUUCCGAAUACUAUGAUGAAAUAAUGAUGGCUGCUGUGUUGAGAAUUGAUAAUCCUGAAUGGACUAUAUGCAAUGCAGCAUUGCAGUUAUUUGGAGCACUUGUUCCGAAAAUUGUUGGACAAAAACAGGCAACGGAGAUGGUCAUUCCAGUUUGUUGGGAACCAACCGAAGUUACAUUCCUAGAAGUUAACUUAAAACUACCACGCACAUGUGAACAUAUCUUAAGUACUUGCUGCAGUGUGGGCAAAUCAAAUGUAUCAACAAGGAAGCUUAUUCUAUUCCUGGAAUUCCUAUCCAAUGUUGAACAUUUGAAGAAAGGUGAACAAUCAUUAUCGCCAAUGUUAGAACGGUUUAGAGAGCUAUUUUGGUCUUUACUUUCUCAUGAAUGUGAAAAAGUUCGAAAAUUGGGUGCCACAUGCUUUGUCCGAGCGCACGAAUUCCGUGAGGAUCUUCCAGUUGUUCUUCUACAGUUGGCCGAAAUUAUCUUCAAGGUUCGCAACGAGAACUUUUUCCAGGGCCUCUUGUUCGCCAUCAACGAAGGUAUUCACAAAAUCGACGUCGAAUGGAAAUACACAAGUGAACAGAGUGUUGAUGAAUUUUUGGAAAUUUUACGAAACACAUUCCGAGCAUCUUACCAAUAUCGAUCGCUUAGCUUCUAUACACGGGCAAUUCUAAUGGAUUUUUUCCUUCUCACUGGAAUGGAUUUCAAAGAGCAUUUAGUUAAGGAAAUUGUACAAAAAGAACAGACUGUAAAACCGAAUGAAAAACAAUCAUUUGGUUUUGAUUUGUGGCGUGAAAAAGUUUUGGAAAUCAAAGCCUGAGCUUAUAAAGUUUAUCAUUUGAAUUGAAA
Molecule: messenger RNA, 3567 nt
Organism: Episyrphus balteatus (marmalade hoverfly)
Lineage: Eukaryota; Metazoa; Arthropoda; Insecta; Diptera; Syrphidae
Exons: 4
Coding region: 101-3538 (1145 amino acids)
Biological process (GO): tRNA methylation
Cellular component (GO): cytosol
Source: RefSeq, a predicted model, not a curated record